CUCAGCCCGUGCUCUGCGGGAGCCGGGGGGGUUGUGCGUGGUGUCUCUGCCCUGCCGUGAGCGCAAAGCUAACUGUGUGUGUGUGUGUCUGUCUCUCUCCAUACCGGGGGAUUGCACUCUUAAAAUACACCCGAUACAAUGCACCAGCCUGACUCAGCCGCAGACAUUAGUGCUAGGAAGAUGGCGCACCCGGCAAUGUUUCCUAGAAGGGGCAGCAGCAGUAGCAGCGGCAGCAGCUGCGUUACUGCUCCCACUGCACCAGGUACCGGCGUUGGGAGCGCUGCCCUCUCCGCCGAGGAUUAUCAGCCGCCUUUGCUGGUCCAGCCGCCGCCUCCAUCUCCUGCAGCAUCUUCAUCAGCGGGUCCACAGCCGACACCCCCUCCUCCACAAAGCCUGAACCUCCUCUCGCAGUCUCAGCUCCAGCCACAGCCUCUUGCACAGACUGGAGCUCAAAUGAAAAAGAAAAGUGGCUUCCAAAUUACCAGUGUGACCCCUGCUCAGAUAUCAGCUAGUAUGAGCUCUAACAACAGCAUAGCUGAGGAUACAGAAAGCUACGAUGACCUGGAUGAGUCCCACACUGAAGACCUGUCGUCUUCAGAAAUCUUGGAUGUUUCUUUAUCCAGGGCCACUGACUUGGGAGAACCUGAGAGGAGCUCCUCUGAAGAGACUUUAAAUAACUUCCAAGAGGCAGAGACUCCUGGGGCUGUUUCUCCAAACCAGCCUCAUCUUCCUCAGCAGCAUGCUCCUCUGCCUCAUCACCCACAGCAGAGUGUUGUGAUCAACGGAAGUGUUCACCCCCAUCAUGUUCAUCACCACCACCAUCUUCACCACCAUCAUCACGGACACCAUCAUCCAUCGCAUCCUGGGGUGGGCAGUGCCCCAAUUUCUGGAGGACCACCGCCCAGUCCAUCAUUUAGAAAACUAUCAACAACUGGAAGCUCUGACAAUGUUAUAUCAACUGCACCAGUUUCUGCUGCAUCAUCCACUGGUUCCCCGGCAUCUGUUGUGUCUAAUAUGCGCACUACAAGUACUCCUGGCAAUUUAGGUGUAAGUCCUGCUACUGGAACUAGUACCUUAAAUAAUAUGGGCGGUGGUAGUUCUAGUGUGGCAAGCAACGUGCUUGGUACUAUAAAUCUAAGCAACAUCAUGAGUACUGGUAAUGUAAAUGCUUUGUCUGGAACUAGCAGCAAUGUUAAUGUGAAUAUCUUGAGUGGUGCUGGCAAUGGUACGAGUGCUUCCUCUAGUGUCAUUAACAAUGUUACUAAUCCAACUGCAGGAAUGGCAGUGGGAUCAAGCCAGCAGCAGCCUGCAUCUGGCACGUCAAGGUUUAGGGUUGUAAAAUUAGAUUCUAGUUCUGAACCUUUCAAAAAAGGUAGAUGGACAUGCACUGAAUUCUAUGAUAAAGAAAACACUGUUGCAGUUUCAGAAGGAGUAGCAGUAAACAAAGCAGUAGAGACGAUAAAACAAAACCCGCUUGAAGUGACUUCUGAAAGGGAGAGCACCAGUGGGAGUUCUGUUAGCAGCAAUGUAAGCACACUGAGUCACUAUACAGAAAGUGUGGGAAGUGGAGAAAUGGGAGCACCUACUGUGGUACAGCAGCAAGCGUUUCAAGGUGUGGGUCCGCAGCAGAUGGAUUUUAGCAGUGCUGCUCCUCCGGCAAUUCCAGCAUCUAGUAUACCACAGAGUGUUUCUCAAUCACAGCUUGCACAAGUCCAGCUGCAUUCUCAAGAAGUAAACUAUCCACAGCAGAAGCCAGGGGUCCAACCUCCUGCACAGGCCAGUCUAACCACUGUUACUGGGGUUCAGCCAGCCCCAGUUAAUAUACUAGGUGUAUCCCCAUCUCUGGGCCACCAGCAAACUGCCAUUCAAAGUAUGGCUCAACAGCAGCUGCCGUAUUCUCAGCCCGCGCAGCCUGUGCAGACUUUACCAGUUGUACAGCAGCAGCAGUUGCAGUAUGGACAACAGCAACAACAGCAGCAACAGACAGUUCCUACGCAGAUGGCCACAGGUCACGUUAAGCCGGUGAACCAAAACUCGGUUACGGGGGCUAUGCCAGACUACAUUCAACAUCAGCAGAUCCUUCAGACUCCAGCCCCUGCCAUGCAGCCUAGUUCUACAGGAGUAGGAGCAGGGCAACCAGUUCCUGUUGCCCAGGCACAGGGCAUGCAGCCUUCAGUACAAGCACACCCAGCUGCUGCCCCAGCUCCGCCUGUUGCACAUGCUUCAGCAGCGAUACCAGGUGUAGGUACCAGUGGUCAAAUGCUGAAUGUUGGGCAGCAGGGAAGCGUAGCCACUGUGGUGCAACCACCAUCUGCUGCAAACCAAAUUCCACCUCCAGUUAUGCCGUCAACGGCUGCUCCUCCAUCUUCACAAGUAGUGCAGCCUGUGCAGACAGGAAUAAUGCAGCAGGGAUUACAGGCUAGCGCUUCAGGCCUUCCUCAGCAAAUGGUCAUUGCUCAGCAAAACACCUUGUUACCUGUACAGCCACAGGCACAAGGAGUGGAAUCUGUAGUCCAAGGGAUGACUGGCCAGCAGCUGCCUGCAGUUAGCCCUAUACCUUCUGCUAGUGCUGUUCCUCCACCAGGUCAAGCUGGUUCAGCUGUGCCUCCUGGCAUACCUUCUGCUUCUAUAGGUUUGGGACAGCCACAGAAUAUAGCACAAGCUUCGGCUGUGCAGAACGGGAACCUGGCUCAAAGUGUUAGUCAGCCUCCCUUGAUAUCAACAAGUAUAGGUAUGCCAGUGGCGCAGAGUGUGCCACAGCAGAUACCGCUAAGCUCUACCCAGUUCCCCGCACAAUCACUAGCUCAGUCAAUUGUAAGCCAAACUGAAGAUGGCAGACGCCCUACAGAACCUUCCUUAGUGGGUUUACCUCAAGCUGCCAGUGGCGAGAGUGGUGUUGGAGCAUCAGCUGUUUCAGAUGGCGGUAGCAGCAACAUGCCAUCCUCUGCUUCCCUCUUUCCGCUGAAGGUGCUGCCGUUGACAACGCCUCUUGUAGAUGGUGAGGAUGAGAGUCUUUCUGCCUCCCUAUCCUGGAAGUAUGGAGUCCCUGCCUCAGCCUACGGCUUCAUUCUUUUUCCAGCUGCCCACAAAAGUAAAGAACCAGUGUGAGAGUUUGAAGAAAGAAUCCGCUCAGAGGACUGAGUCUCAAGCAAAAGCUCCAGGUUGCAGACUCAGAAAGAAACUUCCUUUGGGGAAGGAUCUGCUUUUUCCUUGGGCAAACAGAGUUCUUGAAGCAAACAACAGGGUUGCAGGACACCUUCUAACCUUUAUACUGCAUCACAAGCCUUCAGCAGAAGAUCUUGAGAGCCAUUUAUGUUGCUGGAAGAUGACUGGGUUUGGAUCUUGGCCUUCCUUAAGCAGGAUCUCCUGACAAAAAUGGGAUUGGGAAAGAAAUGACUCCUUUUUCCAUCACACAGAGCCACUCUAGAAAUGGAGGCCUAGGCAGAAAAUUACUUCUAAUGCAUCAUUCUUUAGGAAAAUUGUUUGGCCUCCCAUGGUCCUUUUGUGACAAUGUCAUAAAGAUGUCAUUUUGAUAAAACCUAAACCUGGCAUCUUCCUAUCUGAAGAUCAAGUCAAUAAACCCAAGUGUAAGAGUUUACAGAUCUAAUAAUGUGAUCGGAUCUUGCUGUCCCCUGCAUAGGAGAUGCCAUGUGAAUCUGUGAAAUAGGGUUCUGUGGUGGUUCAGACUGUUAUAUUUGUAAAGCCUUUUCUACUUACAGUCCAUUUAAAUGAUUAGAAAUAAUAAAGGUUCUUGUGAAAAUGGUAUUUAAUUAGGCUCCUACCUCUCCAAGUUUACUUAAAAAUAAAUUUGAGCCAAAAAUGUCACAAUGGCAAUAUGGGAAGUACUGCAUCUUUUGAGGUUUCCUGUGGUUUUGUGUCAAGAAAAGAUACAUUGGAAGUGUUGAGCUAUGAAAGUGGGAAAACAUAGAUGUUUCUCUAAGAGUGAAAAGUUAUUUGGUAGAAAGCUUUUAAUUGUUUUUCCCCUAAGGGAUUCUAUAGUCUAAUUAAAUGUCUUGCAAGAUCUCAAAUAAAAACCUUAUGUUUGGCAGUACUGAACAACACACACACACGCCCUUGUACUUUUAUUCUUUUUCACUAUAGGAAAUUAGAUUUGAAGAACAGGACUUACUUUUAAUGUUCAGAUUAGGAAAGGGAAAAGCUUUGUUCUGAAGCUGAGUGUAUGAGAAGGGGUGGCAGGAGGGUGAACCGGACCCUCUGGCAGUAUGUAAAGAGCACUUUUAUUUUCCUGUUUUCUGCUUCUGGCAGUUGGAGUAAACUAGUCAGAUGCUUGUGUUUGAAUCCAAUUAAUUUCUUAAAUCAGUUACCACAAAGCAUUGUUUUUUAACUAAUGCCUAGAUCUUUCAUUAAAUUCACCAGCAUAUAUAAAUUGUUGAACAGUCUUAAUGUAGCCCUGGGGCUACUGCUUCAUGGCCUUUGUGACUUCUUACUAUGCUGGAAUGCAUUGCAGUCUUAGUACAUUCUAAAAAUAAUUGUUCAGAUGGUGCUGUUUAAGUACAUGCUUAUGUAGUAAGCCAUUUUCAGUGGACCUUCUGAAAUUUGGCGCUCUGUUGGAUGGCUUUUAAUAUCCUUUUUUUUCUGUGCAUAUCAAACUUCGUCUUGAUGCUUCUGUGGUUAUCAAGUAAAAUGCUAAAUUUAUAACCUGUUAUUUUUAGAAAACUGAUAGUCAGAUGCUAAUGUUAAACUAUGCAACCACCGUAACACUUGUGAAUUUUGAAGUUUAAAGAGAAACCAAUUUAAUGUAUCAAAUUCAAUACGUUUUCUUUCUAAUAUAUAGAAAUACUUAUGUGAUGACCUUAAAACUGAGUAGCUGUUAUAGGUAUAGACAUGAAUUGUGUGCUGAACAGGCGUAAUCUUGAGGUUACAAGAUGAAGAUCUGUGAGUCUUGGAAAUAAAUACUAACAUCUUGGAUUCAUGCUAGCAGUGCUUUUUGUUGAAAAUACCUGUUUUUCUAACUUCUAGUCUAUUUAGGGUUUGAUAUCUUUUGUGCCUUCCUUAAUAGGUAUACUUGCCUCAGCCACAGUUUUUGGUCAGUUUGUUCUGUAGCAUAAGGUGAAUUUAAGAUUAUCAAAUACUUAUGCACACUGAAUACUUAGAACAGUAGAGUAAUAGGAGCACUGAGAACUGUUUCUAAUGCUGUCUCAGUUGUUGAAAUUACUCCCUCUCAGUCACAACUGGGAAAACCCAAACCAACAAACCAAAAAACCUGUCGUUGUUCAACAGUCAGUAUUUUGAUACUUCUUGUCUCUCGGCAUUGUGUUAGCAUAUUACUAUCAUGCUCUGAGUUUUGCAGCUGCAAUCCUGGGUUCUUGAUAUAUCUUUAGAGCAAUAACUCCUGCCUUUGUGUUAUUAAAUAAUAAAGAUGUC
Athene cunicularia (burrowing owl) is the source of this 5385-nucleotide messenger RNA. It is a transcript of the gene TSC22D1, whose product is annotated as TSC22 domain family member 1. Lineage: Eukaryota; Metazoa; Chordata; Aves; Strigiformes; Strigidae. The transcript is spliced from 3 exons. The coding region runs from base 139 to 3108 and encodes 989 amino acids. The record is from RefSeq and is a predicted model, not a curated record.